GCGGUCGACGCCAGGUGGAUCCAGAGCACUCGGAGCUGUCGCCAGCGUUACGUCUGCGACCACUCCUGCGACCCCGGCGCCGGACACGCGUGCAUCUGCCAACGCGGCUACCGUCCGGCCGGGCCUGAGGACAGAAGUCGUCUGAUUGGCUACGGUGGUGGCAGCGCCGCGAAUGGAUUGAAGGGACAAGGUCGCGUCUGUCUGGACGUCGACGAGUGUGAGGAUGCGGCAGUGCGCGCCGAAUGCACGCACCGCGGCGGUGUUUGCACGAAUCGGCCUGGCGAUUACCAGUGUCUCUGUCCAUCCGGUCAAACCUGUCUUUGUGAGUCGCGUGUCUUGCUUAUCCAUCCCUCCUCGAUGGUUUUUAAUAGCACUCACAUACGCUCACAGUGGAACUGUCAAAGCCAGCUUCCAGGGGCUGGCUUUUUCUACGUAAAAAAAAAUAAUCAAAUCUACCCGCGCUUGGGUGUUUACAAUUCUACCCUCACCGGUGGCACUCCAGUCUACGUUUAA
Mesocestoides corti is the source of this 513-nucleotide messenger RNA. The record is from the annotation of a GenBank genome assembly. Lineage: Eukaryota; Metazoa; Platyhelminthes; Cestoda; Cyclophyllidea; Mesocestoididae.